AUGGCGCUCCAACCCGACUCCAAAACCGACAUCGACCGCGCCGUGACAUCGCCCUUCCUUCUCCGCGUCUACUGGCGCGAGAGAGAACUUUUCAAUCCCUGGGAGUUCAGCGUCGCACCACCAGCAGAUACUACUGGCAUCCCCGACUACUCCUCGCUCCUCCCAGCCAACCUCCGCCAGAAGAGCUUACAGGCGUAUACCUGGCCCGACUGUACCCUUGGCGAACUCACAGGACUCAUGUCAUCUGUUCUGCCACCAGGUGUAUUACCCAACCCAGCUGUGGGCACGCGGAUACAGUACAAGCUUGUUUUCCCCGACACGCGCGCGACUGUGGCAGAAGGUGGACGUGGGAAGUGGAUUGACAAGCCAUUGGGCAGCGUGGUCAUUGGUGGAAGUGCUGCAGAAUUGGAAGAUGGGGAUAUGGAGGGCUUGAAGGCGAGCUUGGAUGGAGACUCGCUCAAGACGCUUGCGGAUGCGCGGUUUGUGAUUGGGGACUACGUUGUCUGCACGAUAUACCCACCGGGACAGGAUGGUCGAGUGGCGCCGCUGCCGCCUCCGGGAGGAUCUAGGGGACCUCCGAGAGACUUCGGUGGCCCGCCGCGAGGACCACCGCCUAGAGAAAAUGGGUAUGGAGGUGGUUAUGGUAGAGGCGGAGGAGGCUAUCGUGGUGGGUAUGGAUCGCGGGGAGGUGGUGGCUUUGGUAUGGGUCCACCACCGGGUGAGUGGCGUAGGGGCGAGCGACCACCAGGAGGCGACUACGGUGGAGGACGUGGCGGCUACAGAGGCAGAGGAGGCCGGCCUUAUUAG
Zasmidium cellare ATCC 36951 is the source of this 807-nucleotide messenger RNA. RefSeq lists its product as uncharacterized. Gene Ontology annotation, cellular component: nucleus. Gene Ontology annotation, biological process: negative regulation of DNA-templated transcription. The transcript has a single exon. Lineage: Eukaryota; Fungi; Ascomycota; Dothideomycetes; Mycosphaerellales; Mycosphaerellaceae. The coding region runs from base 1 to 807 and encodes 268 amino acids. The record is from RefSeq and is a predicted model, not a curated record. Gene Ontology annotation, molecular function: transcription factor binding; transcription corepressor activity.